CAUUCCCCCUCUUCCGUUUUCUUUCCUUUUAUUUAUUAUUUUUCCUUCCUUUUUUUCCCGCUCCGUUCCGCUGCUGCUGGUGGGUGUUUUUUUUUUUUUUUUUAAAAAGCAACCGGGGGGGGGGGAAGGAAAAAAAAAUCGGUGUGAAGUCCCGGAAAAAUCCCCGAAUCGGCGGCGGCGGAGAGACGAUCGGAGGCAGGAGGAGAGCGCUCUGCACGUCUGGUCUAAUGGACAGCGGACCUAUUAUCACCCAGGUUAGCAAGGAAGAGGUGAACAGUCCUCUGCAGGAGAAAGGUGUUCAGAACCAAUCAUCUUCCAAGAAACCCAGGAAUCGCAGCAUCUUCCAAUCCCUUUUUUGCUGCCUUUGCCAUGACAACUCAGAGCCUAUCCCUGUCAACAACAAUGCCCCGCUGCUGGUGGAAGAAAACGGUUCAGUGACCAAGACCACAGUCAAAUACCUGUUGCCGGAAAUCAAACUGCAAGAUGCCAGUAAAAUCUGUGUGGUGAUUGACUUGGAUGAGACCUUAGUACAUAGUUCUUUUAAGCCAGUGAACAAUGCAGAUUUCAUCAUCCCAGUGGAGAUUGACGGGGUCAUGCACCAGGUGUAUGUACUGAAGCGACCCCAUGUGGAUGAGUUUCUGAGGCGGAUGGGUGAGCUCUUUGAGUGUGUACUCUUCACUGCUAGCCUGGCAAAGUAUGCUGAUCCUGUGGCUGAUCUGCUGGACAAGUGGGGGGCCUUUCGCGCUCGCCUUUUUCGCGAGUCAUGUGUCUUCCAUCGGGGUAAUUACGUCAAGGACCUCAGCCGCCUGGGACGCGAUCUGACACGGAUCAUCAUUGUAGACAAUUCACCAGCUUCCUAUGUCUUCCACCCUGACAAUGCUGUGCCUGUGGCUUCGUGGUUUGACAACAUGGCUGACACGGAGCUCCUUGACCUGCUGCCUUUCUUUGAGAGACUCAGCAAAGUGGAUGAUGUAUAUACCGUGCUAAAGCAGCAUCGGACUACUAGCUAGUGACCAAUGGAGGGGGCAGGGCUUUGGGCAGGGGAAGUAGGAGGGGUAGGUAUGCCCAUUUUGGCUACUUCCUUCUGCUGAGCAGGAUGACCUCUUCCCUCAGCCUCAACAAGCAACGCAGUGCCCAGGAAACCCUGCAGGAGGCAGCAGAGCGCAAUUAUUCCCAUGAGGCACCAGAAGAAACUUCAGCAUCUGAAUGUGAUCUUGAAACCCCGCCCCCCCCCAGAAAGGAAACCUCCUUGCUGAUAUGGUUAACAGUUUCUCCCCUUGAAUGAUGGGUUGCAGAAACCAGAACCUCAGCCCUUUCUCUCCACACACAAACAUCUAAUGUGACCAAAGCUAUGAUCCAGCUAUGGUCCUUUCCCUUCUAAUCAGAACAGUUCUCCGCUCAUUUGCCGCCAUCUUGGGGGAAGAUACACAAGUCUCUUUCCCGGGUAUUCACUGCACUUCAUUGUUGUAUCAGUUCAAAGAUCUCCAUUGUCCCAAUUUCAGAAAAAGUUAUUUCUAAAAUUGCUGAUUGGCUAGGACAGUGUUUCUCAACCUUGACAAUUUUAAAGCAUGUGGACUUCAACUCCCAGAAUUCCACAGCCAGCAUUGCUGGCUGUGGAAUUCUGGGAGUUGAAGUCCACAUGCCUUAAAAUUGUCAAGGUUGAGAAACACUGGGCUAGGAGGAGCCGAGAUUGAAAUUAUUCAAGAAAAUUGGAGAAGAAAAGCUAAAAAAAACCUAGCAGAACUAAAGUGGUGUGGAUGGGGCAGGGAUACAGAAAAGUGAUAUAUGUGAGCAGAGGACUGCAUUUUUUUUAGGGGACUCAGGUUCAUCCCUAAAUAAGAUGUUUCUGCCUCCUCCAAAGGCUUAGUUUUUUGGCUUGAAAUUUAAGCUGGAUCUUUCGCAAAGGGGCUGUGGACUGUGUAUAACUGUUACACAUAAGUCAACUCUUGGGACUAAUAGUGAGGUCAGUUUUGUGUUUUGCUCCUCUUGGAAAUAUCUCCCCCUCCCCCUUGUGGGAAAAUUCCUAAAUUUCCAAACACAGUGAGGGGAGAAGAAAGAGACUGGAAGAAUUCCCAGUUUUAUUCAUUCUCUCCCCCCCCCCCCUAAAUUAAGGAAGGACUGGAGAUUUUUCGUAAGGAGGAGGAAAAAAAAUCAGGUUUGCUUCUUCCUGCUGAGACAUAGGGUGAACCAGCUUUACUAGCAAGGGGAUAAGAGGAGUUGAAGCCUCCAGCCUACAAGUCCCUCUUUUUUUUUUAAUCUCUGGAAAUAGAUCUCUCGGGCCACUUCUAUGACUGGUCGUGAUGGGGUAAGGUGGUUCAUGAUACAAACAUUUGCUUAGGAGGAAAGACUGAGGUAGCAUUGGAAUGCAGAGAAGGGACUCCUUGAGAGGUGAAAUAUGGCUGACAAGAAAGAAUUCGAUGGGAAGGGCAGAAUGAUGGAAGGGAUAGAUAGUUCUGUAAUUAAGAGAGUCCAAUAUUAAAGAACAGAAGCUAGGAAACCAUGGUUCCAUAUGUUGCUGAAGAACAUUCCUGGUUUCCUGUUAUGAUCAUGAUGAGGGAGGCACAAAGGGUCCUAAAGCAAUAGCUGGAGAGCCACAGGUCCCUCCCACAGCUUAGAGAAGUGAUAAGUGAUACUGUCCUGCAGUAUUUAUGUUGAAUGCUUUGGAAUCGUCCUCUGCACCUUUUCUGUAUUUUGUGUCAGCCCUGACUUCUUCCUUUGAGCCCCUCUUUGACACUAUCCUCUCAGUGACAGGAUACAACAUCAGGCAGAAUUAGACUAAACAGAGAGACAAGAUGUGGGAGGUGUAUUCCUUGACCGCUGUGUUUUUUGUCUUGCGCUACAGUUGGUGCCUUCAAAUCCCACUGUCUUCCUAGAAAUCUGUAACCUUUCUGGAUUUGUGGAGUAUGUGGGGGAAAUUGUGCCUUUUAGAAUCAAUAGACUUGCUGAUAUAGCAUGAGGAGGAGAAAGCAGAGUUAGUGUGCCAAAAGGAGGUGUCUCCAUUUCUGCUGCUUUGUCCACAGCGCUGGGGGUUCCCUCAGGGGAUGCUUUAGCAAAGCUGACCCAUCCCUGUGGUUCAGUAUGUUUCUUCCUAUUUUUUUUUCCAGCAUCUUUGAAACCUGUUUAAUAGGAGAGAAUUUUGAUACCAAACAAGAAUUGUCUUGGUAAUCUGCCUAGUUACUAUUUCUACUUACGGAUUUGCCUCGGUUUCUCUCCAGUGCCAUCUUAAAUUUGCCUUACAAUAUUUUCGAGAUGUAAGAAUUCCUUGUGCCUUUUGCCUAUUGCUAUUUUUUUAAAGAUACCAUAAACCCCAUGAAUCUAACUCAGGCAUAGGGUACUGCAGUUCUUGGUAGCUCAUUGGUAGCUCAUUUUGAACUUCACUUUCAAGGAGCUCCUGAGCUGUCUUCUUCAACAUGAAACAAUAAUUAAAUUUACUGUUACAAUGGACCAGAAAUGGUUGAUGUAUCUGGAUCACUGCUGGCCUACACCUGACCAGACAGUUCUGAUUAACAUGCUGCUCCCUCUUACUAAGAGUGACAGGAUGUUCAGAAAUCUUUUGAAUUGGGCAUUGCAAACAUGGCUGUCAGAUCAGGCGUCUUUGAAGUUGAAUAUUACAGUCAGCAGGUCGUCUUUCAACAAUGCAAACUGCAGAUUCCUUGAACAGUAGACAAAUAUGUUCCUUCUUAUUUUCUGUUUAUUUUCCCCCCAAAAGAACCAUUUAAAAAAAGCAGCAUUGUUCUAACAACCUGAAGGGAGUGGAAGGGAGAAAAAAUUAUUGAGAGUAAAAGAAGAGAAGCUUUGUUUUUCCUUAAGUCUACUGUCAUCUUCUUCCCCCCCCCCUUCUGCUUCUUCAGGUGUGGCACCUGUUGCUAGUACUGUAUGGAAAGACCGAAGGUCAAGUCUCUCCUUAGCAGUCCUUGAGAAAUUGAACCUGGCAAUUUUCUCAGUGACUUGCCAGAUUUGCACUUCCUGGAUAAACAUGCAUCAAAACACUGAAAAUAUGCAUUGAAUAACUUUCUCCAGAUUUUAUAGUUCUUCAAAUGUUGUAUCACGGUUUUUAGCAGUGAAACUGUAUCAAAACUCAUUUUAAAAUGUACAGUAUUUCUAAAAGAUUUUUUUGAAAUUGAUGUGAGGCAAAAGUAAAAUGUAGUCAAAAUGAUCUCUAAUCAUUCCAUAUUAUCUUAUCAGCCAAUCUAUAUUAAUGUCAGGUUGAAUUAACAAGGAACUUUCUUGUGGCGUUCUAAGGCUGUUUUUUGUUCUUUCUCCAGCCACAGAAACUCCUGGGGGGGGGGAAAUAAGGUUACAAUUUAUGCACACAUUUUGGACAGAAAACUGUUAAGAAAGAGUUAAUUUACUUUUGUGUAAACUUAGACUGCAUAUUUCUUUGCUGCUUCAAUGGAUCAUCUUGAUUUAAGGAUGGCGUCAACCUCCUUUGGCAUGUACAUAGUUUUUCCCAUUGGAGUAGCUAAAUUUGGCCUGAUCUGAACUGUAUCUUUGUUCCUUUUCUCACCCUACCUCAAUUGCCUCCUUAAUGCUGUGUUUGAUGGUAUAAGUUGAGAAAUUGAGAAAUUGCUUCAUUCUGGCAGGACCAAGAAAUCUUUUUCUCCCCCCCUCUCCCCUCCAAAAGAGGCCAAAGGCCAAUUUGGACCCACUAGCUCCCACAAACCAAAAGAUCCCUUUUUAAGAUUAAUCCAAAUUCUGUGUAAAGAGUUGCCCAGCACACCCUAUUGUGGGGGGAAUGACUUUUUUUUUUACAGAAUGUGGAAAUAAUUUGAACUGGGCAUGUUUUUAGAUUAUAUAAAUAUGUAUACCAUGUAUAUAUGUGUGUAUAUAUAUAUUAGAAAAAAAUAGGAAAAUAUGGAAUGAGAAAAAGUAUGAUGAUUUUUAUAGCUGUAUUUUAAUGCUGUUCACGGGAGAUGGUGAUUAUUUUUGUGUGCUUUGUUGUCAUUUCUGAUAUAAAAGGAAAUGCAUUGGGAAUCUUUUUUGCCCAUGAGUUGACACUUCUAUUGAGAGAGCCUCUGUCAUGUCUCCAAGUGCCUGCAACCUCCCCUGUCAUUCUUGGAGGCAAAGGAAUGAAAUAAUCCACACAAUAUUGGUCAGGGCCAGUUUUACUAGCCACAUUGGCUAAGAGUUAAUAUGAGACCCAGUCAAUGGUCUCAUUCCACAAAAAACUCAUUUUUUCAUCAAAUAUACAGAACCCAAAAUUGUUCCCUGGAAGAGAAAUGACUUUUUUCUCUUCUUUCUACUUUCCCUUUCACAUAAUUGUCCUGUCCACUUUUCCCUUCUCCACUGCUUUCUGUUCCCACCUGAGACUGGUUCUUACAUCAACCAACCCCAUCCUAAUCCUUCAGGGUAGCAGCAAACAAGCCCCUCCUUUAAACAGUUGCUUGAGUGAUGCCUCUCUCACUUUCUCCAUAGAAUUGCCUUCCCACUGAAGCCACAUCCUGCUUUAUUUCUUCUUUCAGGAAGGCUAAAGGUUCAGGGCCAGCAAGCCAGUUUCAACUCUAACAAAGUAUUGGAAAACUCAGCACUUCCUCGAGAUUGUGCUUCUCAGUGCCAGCUUGAGAGCUCCAAGGAGCCACACAAAUCUCCAUCUAGACAUGCCAAGGAACUAGAUAGGUUGGCUAUGCCAUGCUCCUGGAGUUUUGGAAGUGGCUGAAUAAAAUGCCACAUCCAUGUCUCACAUUAUUGUCAGUAGUUCUCCCUGUGAAGAAGAAGAAGUUAUUCCCCAUUCGUUUUUUUAAAGCUGUCUGUAUCCGAUGACCAUCAGCUGAAUUUUUAACCAUGAAUGAGAGUGUGAUAAAAUUUGCCAAUCAAAAGUGCCUUCUCGUGGGAUUCAAACUGUAAAAUAAUCUUUGAAGAAAAAAAAAUAUAUAAAACUAAAAA
Molecule: messenger RNA, 5883 nt
Organism: Crotalus tigris (Tiger rattlesnake)
Lineage: Eukaryota; Metazoa; Chordata; Lepidosauria; Squamata; Viperidae
Gene: CTDSP1
Product: CTD small phosphatase 1
Exons: 7
Coding region: 228-1010 (260 amino acids)
Molecular function (GO): RNA polymerase II CTD heptapeptide repeat phosphatase activity
Source: RefSeq, a predicted model, not a curated record